Messenger RNA from Cyprinus carpio (common carp), 2138 nucleotides. RefSeq names its product G protein-coupled receptor 25. Lineage: Eukaryota; Metazoa; Chordata; Actinopteri; Cypriniformes; Cyprinidae. Gene Ontology annotation, biological process: G protein-coupled receptor signaling pathway; immune response. The record is from RefSeq and is a predicted model, not a curated record. The transcript is spliced from 2 exons. The coding region runs from base 248 to 1252 and encodes 334 amino acids. Gene Ontology annotation, cellular component: membrane. Gene Ontology annotation, molecular function: G protein-coupled receptor activity.
UGUAUUGUCUGCAUACAGAGCUUUUACAAAUUUGAGGUAAGCAGUUGGUGUUUGUUUUGUCAUGAUUAAAAAUGUAAUAUUUAAUUUAAAAUGUAAUUUUAAUUAUAUUAAUGUAGUCCUUAUUGUGUCUUGCAGGAUUUGGAGAGAGGGGAUUUUCUGCUGACUUGCACAGUGAUCAGCACAGGAAAUCUUCGACCCUUCAGAUGACUACGAGUACUACACUCCUGUCGAGAACGAUUCAGAAUGGAUGCCCAUGUCCAGUAUCUACAUUCCUGUGCUGUACUUCAUCAUGUUCUUCACUGGCUUCUUGGGGAACCUGUUCGUCAUUGUGGUCAUCGGCAAGCGGCGUAAGAAAAAUGGACGUCUUGUGGACACCUUCGUGAUAAACCUGGCAUUAGCCGACCUUGUGUUUGUCUUCACAUUGCCACUGUGGGCGAUUGCGGCCAGUUUCGGUGAGUGGCCCUUUGGUGAGGCAAUGUGCAAGAUCAGCAGCUUCAUCAUUGCGGUCAACCGCUUUUCCAACAUCUUCUUUCUCACCUGCAUGAGUGUAGACCGAUACCUGGCUGUCGUGCGCCUCAUGGACUCUCAGUUUCUGCGAAGUAGCAACUGUGCGCAGAUCACCUGUGGUGUCGUAUGGAUCAUUUCGUUUUUCCUGGGAAUCCCAUCAUUGGUGUACCGUCGGCUGACAGACGAAAUGUCAUGUUCAGAGGAUUCGAAAUCCUCUUUUGUCCAAGGAAUGAAUCUCCUGACCAUAUUUCUAACCUUCCUGCUCCCUGUACUGAUUCUCUGCCUCUGUUAUGGAUCAAUUUUGGUAAACCUGCGGCGUCACUGUCACACCGCCACCAACACACGUGCAGAAGCCAGACGCCAACAUUCCCUCAAGAUCGUGUUUGCCAUAAUUGCGGCUUUUCUGGUCUCUUGGCUACCUUUCAAUUUGUUCAAGACCAUGCAGGUCAUCUUACUAAUGAUCAUGGGAGAUCUUAGCGGGGAAACAAAUGUGGUUAUAGUUAAAGGACUCAUGCUGUCCUGCUGCCUGGCAUUUCUCAACAGUUGUGUAAAUCCAGCCAUCUACUUCUUUUUGGAUCAGCAUUUCAGGCGCAGAGCGUCGAUCCUGUGUCUGAGCUGCCUGGGUCAAGGAGAAGUGCACCAGAGCUACAUCUCCUCUAAUUCUCUCUCUAAUGGCACAUCUGAGACUUAUUCUGGAAAUACAUCAACCCGCGGGCGGCUUUUCUCUCUUUCGCUGAAGAACUGAAAACUUUUUUUCAGUUUGCUGUUUUCAGAAUGCUCUCUUUUUUUAUCGGUGAAAUUAUCAAAUAAAGCAGAUAUUAAGAUCUUUAGUUUUAAGCAUUUGCUAAAAUUAGACAUUAAUUAAUUACUUAAAGCAUUUAAUAUGAAUAUUGCAUAUGUUUUACUUUUUUGAGUAAUGUUCUAUACAUUUGUAUAUUUAAUUUCCUACAUACAAUAGAUUAUGUAUGGUUAAACAUCACUUAGUGUAAAAGAUUAAUUUCGGUAUUUUCACACAGUAAUAUUUGAUAACCAAAAAAACAUCAUUUAUCCACUUGGUGACUGUAUUGCAUUUUAGUGACAAUCAUAAAUAUUCACAAUUUAUUAUGUUUAUGCUCUUCCUAGAUGCAACUUUAAAAUAAAUGUUUUUUUUUUUUAUGUUUACUUGUCUAUGUAUGCUAAGCAGUUGAAUAAUUCAUAUAUUUUUGCAUUUAUUUGAUAUAAUUUUUUCAGCAAUGGUCUACAUUUCUAUAUUUAAUUUCCUACAUAAAAAUUUGUCAUGUAUUGGUGAACAUAUUACUUAGUGUACAAGAUUAUUAAAAACGAAUUGCAACCAUUGAAAGCAUUUAUAUACAUAUUUUGACAGUAAUUUUUAGUAAGCUAGAAAGCAUCAUCUACAUCGUCAUUAUAUAGUAAUUUAGUGACAAUCGUGAAUAUUCACAAUUUAUUUUGUUUAUACUAUUCAUAGAAACGAUUUUUUAAUAAAUGGUUUCUUUCUUCUAUUUGCUUGUAUAUGUAUGCUAUGUAAUAAAAAAAAUUAUUAGUUAUUAAAGUCUCUUUCAAUUUUAUUAAGAAUGUUGUAGCAUAAACAAAAGACUUCAAUAAUUGUAUAUGCAAAAUCUUAAAUUCAAAUA